UCACAUGACAAAAUGGCUGAUUCAAAAUCAACUGAGGUGGAUGCGAUAUAUUAUGAUGUUUCCCCGUAUAUUAUUAUACUUCUUCGAAUGUUCAACUUCAUUGUACUCUUGAUGGCAGUGGUGUCCUUAGUGAUAUGUAUUGUGCAAGGAAAAGAAAACAACACAUACUACUUACUAGCUGCAAAUACGGGAAUCAGUGGCAUAGUCUGCCUCGUUGUGAACUGGUGGUACAAGUCAGGUGAUCUAGGACCUGAGAAGUAUUGGUACAUAUUCCUCGUGGGUACUGUAAUACUAUUCCAGUGCAUUACGACAGACAUUUUUGUUUAUCGCGUGUUACCCCCUCCAGAACCAACUAACGCCCCCUACCAUCCAAGUGUCAGACCCAGAAAUUUCACUAUUAACUGGUUCAGUCUUCUAGAAGCAUCUACCAAACCGCACUUUGGUCUCGACGAUAUAACUACAGCGCCCUCUAGAUAGAUUGUUCCAGAACCAGGCUUGAAAAAAGAAUGCCAAACAACUAAAUUCAAUUUUUAUUUGUAUAUUGUAUAUGGAUCUAAAACAAGUUGCCUUUUCAAAUAUUUUGUGUUUUGUUAAUGGUAAGAAAUGACUCUUUCGUAUAUGUAUUGGCGGAUUUUAUCUAGUAUGCUUGGUGAGUUUAUUUAUGUGACUGGCACUGUUGUUAAAGGUAACGCGGAGACUGGUUAAACUACACAAAAGAUAUGUUUCUUGAAUUUACUUUGAUAGUGUGACACAUUUAUAGAUCACGUGUCAUACUGUGGGUGUUUUCUAAAAGUGACGCAUUUCAUUUUUGCGCCUCCGUUUAUUCUUCGUUAUUUUCCGCUACUAGUGUUGGUUAUUUUAAUCAUUCCAAGUCGAUGAUCUGUAAAAAAAAGAAGAAAAAAUCAACGAUGUGAUAUGAUAAUUGUGCUUGUUUCCUAAUUAUACUUGCUUGUAUUUAUAUAUUUUUUGUUUGUUUUUCAAUCAGAAUCGACUUAGAUAUAUGAAUAUCAAAAAGUAAUUCCUUGUCGACCUGGAUCUGUUUUGUUUUAUUUUGCAAAUAUAUUUUUAUGAAGUGACGUUCAUAACGAGGUAAAACACUUUCAUAACAUUUUAUCCAAAUCAUAUGCAUGCCCAAAGGUGGUAUGACCUAUGACAAAAGACACUUCUGUAGAAAGAAUAUCUUACAUUGUUACUGUUUAAUCACAAUUGAAGCAUGUAACAAUAAAGGGGCGGUGCUAGGCCCCAAUCAGG
Molecule: messenger RNA, 1251 nt
Organism: Magallana angulata
Lineage: Eukaryota; Metazoa; Mollusca; Bivalvia; Ostreida; Ostreidae
Exons: 6
Coding region: 13-477 (154 amino acids)
Source: RefSeq, a predicted model, not a curated record